Effrenium voratum is the source of this 840-nucleotide messenger RNA. NCBI's taxonomy places the organism in Eukaryota, Dinophyceae, Suessiales, Symbiodiniaceae. The record is from the annotation of a GenBank genome assembly.
AUGGUUGAGGGCAACUUCGAAACGGUGAAGGCCGAUGCCCUGGCACAGGUCGCCGCCGGCGCCACAAUGCUUGACAUCAACGCGGGAGUGACCGCUGUCAACCCGAACGAAACCGAGCCCCCGCUUCUGGUUAAAACCCUUGAGAUAGUUCAAGGACUUACAGACAUUCCUUUGUCUAUCGAUUCAUCCGUGACGGAAGCCAUCAAGGCCGGUCUUGAAACGGCCAAGGGCCGUCCGCUGGUAAAUUCGGUGACAGGUGAGGAAGAAAAGCUCGAGGCAAUCCUGCCGCUGAUCAAGAAAUACGAUGUUCCCGUGGUUGCCAUUUCGAACGACGAAACGGGUAUUUCGGAAGAUCCGGAUGUCCGUUUCGCGGUAGCCAAGAAGAUCGUGGAGCGUGCCGCCGAUUUCGGCAUCCCUGCGCACGAUAUUGUCGUCGACCCGCUCGUCAUGCCGAUCGGUGCCAUGGGAACGGCCGGGCUCCAGGUCUUCAAGCUGUUGCGUCGUCUACGCGACGAGUUGAAGGUCAACACGACUUGCGGCCUGUCCAACGUUUCCUUCGGCCUGCCGCACCGGCACGGCAUCAACGCCGGCUUCAUCCCGAUGGUAAUCGGUGCCGGCAUGACGUCGGCAAUCAUGAACCCGUGCCGCCCGCAGGAAAUGGAAGCGGUUCGUGCCGCCAACGUGCUGAACGGGACUGACCCGAACUGCCAGGAAUGGAUCAUGACAUACCGGGAUCACAAGCCAGCCGCCGCAGGUGCAACGGCAGCACCGGCGGAAGGUGGUGCCUCUUCCGGUGGACGCCGGAGAGGAGGCCGUGCAGCGCGGCUUUCUGCAGGCUGA